AUUUAAUAAUAAUUGUUUUAUUUAAAUAAAAGUAAGGUAAUAAUUAAAUUUAGCGCCACUAUUGACUAAUAUAUUUCAUAUUGUUCGAACGUCACACAUGCCAUCUAUGAAUAACAAACAAUAACUCCAGAUGGAAGUUUUAGUAAAUGAACAACACCAUUAUUUUUCUAUGAACGGAACUGAGCGUCGUUGCUUGCGUACGGCAGUUGUUGAUGACGAAUGCAGUUAUCCUGCGAAGAAACCGUUAUCGUCGUAUCUUCGCCAGAUUACCAAAGGUAAGCGAGUCUUAUUCCGUAAUUUUUAACGUUUUCGUACUGAUAAGGGCCGUUCGCGAGUGCAUCAAAUGUUUUCUCGCAUCUUUUCGCGGGUUGCGGGUGUUUUAGGGUAGGGAGCUUCGUCGCCGUGAUGUAGAAUUUGUGGAAGGGGUGUUCAUAGUGUAUUCUGAUCUAUGAAAAAAUGAACUACAACCCGUUCAGUGUCGGAGUUCCGUUGUCGGCGGCACUUCCGGUCGCCACCCAGUUCACGGCGGGCGGAAAGAUCACGCAAAACGUGACAACGACCAACGGCCAGGUGGUCGGUGUGCUACAGGGUGGCGAAAAUGGUGUCCACUAUAUCCGACCGCUUGACGCGAACGCGUUCGCAGCCGCCACCGCCUCCACCUCGCCCACCCAGAACAAUUCCUCCCAGCAGGCCCAGACCUUGAUCACGUUGCCCAUCACAAUGCCUGGAGCGAAACCGGGCGACCCUCAACAGACUGUCCAGAUCCAGGUGGUCAAUCCGACGCCUGUGUCCGUCGCACAGACCAGUCAGGCACAGUCUCCCAAGUACCAGAUAUCCCAGAUACCCAUUCAGGCCUUCGGACAGGGUGCCACAGUACUAACAGUCGCCUACAACCCCACCCAGGACGGAAUACAGAUCGUGGAUGGUCAAAAUGGCAUCCCGGAAGGUAUGACAGUGGUGGCGGCUCUGCAGCCCCAAGACAUCCAGUUGAUCCAGACGACGGCACCUCAAUCGGACCAAGACCAGGAUAAACUCAAAGAGGGCACUGCAACGAUCACCCCCGUUGCCCUAAUUAAAAACGAGGUGUUGUCAGCAAAAGACGACGGUCAGACGGACGGGGGCGGCGCCUCUAUAACCGCCAUACCGGCCAACUACCUUCAGAACACCGCCGUGCAAGAAUACCUCCAACGUAUCCAAAACACCACCCUACCGCUCAGUCUUCAGCAAUUCCUCAAGUUCAACACUGAUACAACGGUCAAGAGGGAACAGAUAAACGAAGAUGGGAUCAUAGAGACCGUUGUAGAGACGGGAGAGCCCGAACAGGAACCUCUCAUAAUGAACGAACUCGAGGGCGAAAUGGAAGAGAACGUGGACGACCCAGACAAGACGAAAAAGAAGAAAAAGUACAAGAAGAAACCACCGAAACCGAAAAAACCCAAACCUGGUCAGGUUCAUAUAGCCACAGCCCUCGACGGAACCACCCUCUUCUGUUGUCCGGAAUGUCACAUGGCGUAUCCCGAAAAAGAACUUCUGGAGCAGCAUCUUGUAGGACACAAAAUCGAACGUCGAUUCAUAUGUGACAUAUGCGGGGCAGGACUGAAAAGGAAAGAGCAUUUGGAAAGACACAAGCUCGGCCACAACCCCGAAAGACCAUUCGUGUGUUCCGUUUGUAUGAAGGGUUUCAAGAGGAAAGAACAUCUCAAUCUUCAUUUCGUCAUUCAUUCGGGCGAGAAGACGGAAAUAUGCGGGGAAUGUGGCAAGGGAUUUUACAGGAAGGACCAUUUGAGGAAGCAUGCGAGGUCGCAUAUCACAAGGAGAGCAAAGGAACAACAGCAACAGCAAAAUUUGCUUGCCAGCAAAGAGGGAACAGUCACAAUACAGGUACCCACGUCGAACAUUCAGAUCCCAGUUCAAAUUCAGGUUCCUCAGCACCACAUCCAGGUGACUGCGUCAACGGACGAAGACAAUGCUCAACACGUGAGUACUGUAGUGUUGCCAGCUGUGUCCGAGAGCGUGUCGAUAUUGCCCCAUUAAAAAGUUGUUUCCUUCUGUUUUCCUUUCUCUCCCAUUGUUUUUUGAACCGUUCAAUUAACAGAAAUUCUUCCUUUUUUCUUUACGUCAGUCUCCCCCCCCCAUCACAUUUUCUGUCGGUCGUUGAAAAAAGAAAAUAAAAUGAAGAAAGACAAUCUGAAAUGAUAAUUUAGUCUAAUCGGUUAGUGUUUUGGAUAGAAUUUUAUUAAUCCUACGGACUACUACGAUAAACAAUAAUAUACAUAAUAGUAAUAAUUAUUUUUAGAAAUUAUUUUGUUGUCUAUUGCUUGCAUAACGUGCAUAUUA
Agrilus planipennis (emerald ash borer) is the source of this 2337-nucleotide messenger RNA. Its product is annotated as zinc finger and BTB domain-containing protein 24. Gene Ontology annotation, biological process: regulation of transcription by RNA polymerase II. The coding region runs from base 457 to 2034 and encodes 525 amino acids. The transcript is spliced from 4 exons. Gene Ontology annotation, cellular component: nucleus. The record is from RefSeq and is a predicted model, not a curated record. Gene Ontology annotation, molecular function: RNA polymerase II cis-regulatory region sequence-specific DNA binding; DNA-binding transcription factor activity, RNA polymerase II-specific. Lineage: Eukaryota; Metazoa; Arthropoda; Insecta; Coleoptera; Buprestidae.